This is a messenger RNA of Trichoderma breve, 15135 nucleotides long. RefSeq lists its product as uncharacterized. Lineage: Eukaryota; Fungi; Ascomycota; Sordariomycetes; Hypocreales; Hypocreaceae. The record is from RefSeq and is a predicted model, not a curated record. The transcript has 4 exons. The coding region runs from base 1 to 15135 and encodes 5044 amino acids.
AUGCCUCAUCCCCGCCGCCGGAGCCCGGAGAGCUCCAGGAGGCGGAGGCGCGAGAAGCGACUGUCGCGCGAGGAGAAGGAUAGCCUGUACUCGUCCCCUAACAGCAUCACGCCUCAGCAGAUGCCGGGCAGCUACAGCGCCGACAGCCCACAGCAGCAGCAGCAGCCGUAUCAACCUCCUCCGCCUCAAUCCCAAUUUCAACCUCAAUUUCAACAACCACAACAUCAACAGCCUCCGCUGCCGCUGCAGCAACAGGCUUUCCCCUCACCGCCGCAGCAGCAGUAUCCCUAUCCGCAGCACUACCAACAGAUGUCGCUGCCAAUGCCGCAGCACCACACGCCGUCGCAGGAUGCGGCCCAGCCUCGGUCCCGGGCCUCGUCGGGCUCGCUGUCCUCGUCGCCAUCCUCCUCAUCCUCCUCAUAUACGGAAAUCUCUCGAGUAUAUCCCGCCUCUCGCUUUGGAAACUUCAUCAGCACAUUUGUCAAGGCCCCGUCAGAAGUGCGCCGGAAGCAUCGCCGCAGGGGCAGCGGCACCAAGAAGCGCCGCGGCGUUUUCUUUGGCGGCGGCAGCAACUCGUCUCACUCGUCAAUCAAUUCCGACAUGGCAUACGGCACCGGUUUCGUCAAGAAGGAAAAGGAUCGGUCCACGCGCUACAGCAGCUCCGUUGCGGGCUCCGCCGUAUCGGGCUCUCGACAACAGCAGCAACAGCAAUAUCCCCCAGCCGCCGCCACCAGGCCAUCCCCUAAACUACUUAAUGAGGGGAAGCGUAAUAAGACGGAUGAAGAGAUUCUUGCCAUUGGACGUCAGCUGUCAGAUCUGGCCCGGAGGUCCAACGAGGAGGACUUACGCGCCGUGGGAAAGACCCGGCCGUCCGGACUAGCAUCCACUGCCGCCGCCAUCAGUGCACUGCGAAAGAGCAGAAAGGAAGCCAAAAAACGAGGCCUUGCUGGCUCCAAGAAACACCGCGCAUCAUCUUCUGAUGAAUCGGACUGGGAGUCGGCCUCCGACGAUGACGGCGAUUCUUCCGAGAGCUCCUCAAGCGAUGACAGCACGUCUGCUCUGGCCUACGGCGGUGAUUCCUCCCGCUCCAAUGUCGCACUGUCCGGGUUGAUGGGGGCCGCCGCCGGAGCCGCCACCGGAGCCGUAGCCUCUUCCGUUGCCAGCUCCAAACCUACGUAUCAUAGCAGGAAGAGUUCUGUUGUGGAUCCACGCCUCUUCGGUCCGGUCAACUCAUUGCGUGGGCUGGUUCACACCCCCUGCGGGUUUGGAGAUGAACAGCCGCCUCCGGCUUCGAUGAGCUCAAAUCGUUACGACAAUGACAGACCGGCCACUGGUGAAUCGCAGGCCGAUUCCACCCACCGCCCAGGACCCAUCCCCCUCCAGCAGCCAAUCCCCAUGGUGCCCGUCUCGAACAAGGUCUUUGAGGCCGGCAGGCGAGACUCUCGAAACAGCUACCGCCGUCAGCUCUCUAAUAGUGGGAGCCUUGACCCUACCCUGAGCGGAGGUGUUGCGGCUGCAGCAGCCGCAGCAGCAGCUGCCAUGGCGGAUCAAAGAGGGCCUUGGACGGAAGACCGUAUUUAUCGUGAUAAUGUAAAACUCACUCGUCCGGAUCCAGAGGAAGAUUAUUUUCAGCGGGACCAGGCACCCUUUGAAGAACUGGAGCGCCGGAGGGCCAAUCCGGAGGUAUACUAUAACCGCCGAAACGAUAAUGACUCCCCUCGACUAGAAUCCGACCGCCAAAUGCCCGACUAUGGCAAGGACUCGUCUAACUUGCCUAGAGAUAGCAGGUCCUGGAUGGAACUUCAUCCAGAAGAGCGCAAGGAGACCCUGAAAUACCAGACUACCUACGAUGCUCAUAUGAGAGAUACGGAGAGGCAGCUACGCGAGGAUAAACUCCGCGAUGCCCAGAGGCAACAGCAGCAACAGCAGCAACAGCAGCAACCCCCGCAACCCGCUCGUGCGAUAAAGGCAGGUGACCGGAAUAUUGAGACGACUGCCCAGCCCGUUCCAAAGCCCCUUGUUGACCCUUUUCAAUACCAGGUUGCCAAUGAUGCCUUCAACACUCCCCAGUUCAACACACCCCGCCGGGAACGAACACCCGAAAUCGUCACCGUCAAUCGUGUUCCCAAUUUUGCCGACCCUUCGCCUGCUCCUGCCUCUGCACCCCCUCCACCUCAAAUGCCAUUGCGACCGCAGAGCAAUGCGGACAUCAGGCUCAGUCGAAAGGACUCGUAUGAGAUUGAGAGAGCAGCUGAAGAGAGGAGAAGGGGAGGUGAGAGUGAGUCUCGGAGCAGAGACCCUCGGGGUGGGUACGAAUACGAACAGGAGGAAAAGGACGCUCGGUCUAUCCUGGAUGAGGCCAAGCAUUCGACGAUCCCGGUCGCUGCCGUUGCCAUCGCCUCCGCUAUUGCUGUCGAGGAAGAGCGGUCGCGAGAGCGUAAACGCCGCGAAUACUCGGAUGAUGGUUCUCGAGAUCGAAGCAGGCCAGAAAAGGACUCUGUCCAGGAGGAUGCAGACAGAUAUUAUCGUGAGUCUGUGAUUGCGCGAAAGAUUGCGUCCGAUGAGAUUCGGUCUCGCAGCCACUCCCCUGAUGAAUCCGUGGUGGACAAAUGGGAGAAGCCGUCGGCCGAAGAAUCAUUUUCCAUCGUCGCACCUCCCAGCAUGGAAGAUAGGGAGCAUGACGAUGACGAGAACCCUUACGCGCCUCCCAAUGCCGAUGUCAGGAUUGACAAUGAGAUUUUCCCACACGAAACUGACCGGUUCCGAGCCACCAAUGGGGCUGAUGCCUCGAGAUUCAAGUCUCGGGACGCUUCGUGCGAGCGUGAACGCCCCUUGCUGAACAUUGUUCGUCCCACUCCGGUGCCUAGCCCUGAUUCCACAUCUGUAGGGCUGAAGCAACCAGCGGAGGUGCCUGCAUCUCGAGAGAUUGAAAAAGAAGAAGAAUCAAUUGCGUCAUCUGAGGAUGAAGAAUCCGAUGCAAAGGGCGAGGCAACGCACUCGUCACCAAGCGGCAAGUCUGUCACUUGGGGCGAAAACUCGACAAAGCGAUUCGUAGUCGAAUCUCCCGAAUCUCGUAGCCGUGCAGAGUCCCCAAACGAGUUGGCUGAGGCGGAAGACAAACCCAGGCCCCGUCUCAGCAAGAUUAGCCAAUGGGGCAAGAUCGCCGCUAUGAUGGCCGCUGGCACCGCCGAACCGACCACUGAGCUUGAUCGGCACACUGCGUCGCGGAGCCGUGAUCUGCCUGCCGAUGACGAUGUCAACGGCGCACCACCUGUUCCUGGCCCCAAGCCGGCUAGCCCUGAGCCUGAACAGAUGCCUGGGACCUUCUCCGAUGAUCUCGAGUUUACAGCUACCGUGGCAGCCGGCCUAGAGAAGAGCGGGUUCGAUCCUAAUAUUGUAAUUGACGAUCCGGAUUUUCGCCGCCGAGGCUCUCGCCCAGCCGAUGCCGAGAGAUCAGUUGAAGAGCCUGUACCAGCCCCAGAAGAUGAUCUGGCAAAAGACAGGGAAGUGGUAGCAGACGAAGAAGAGCUCUCGUUGGCUGAUACAGAGGAGUCGGAGGAUGAAAAAACUCAGAAGCAACGGAAGCUCAACGCACUGGAAAAAUAUCUUCAGAUGCGACAGUCUGGUGAGAUCAAACCGCCGUCUCAGCCGGCCGAGCCAGUCGAGACGCCGGCCGUAGUGGAACGCCCAAUCACGCCUCCUCAGAAUAAUGAGCGACGAAAUAUGCUAGAGAAAUUCCUCCAGCGUCGACAAUCAGGCGAGAUUCAGCCUCCACGCGAAGUACUAGAGUCGCGUAACUUGGAGCCGGUUCCUGAGGCUCAAGACGAUGACGAGGACAAAAAGGCCAAGAGAGAGAGGCUGGAGAAGUUCCUCCAGAUGAGACAAUCCAACCAAACCGAGGAGCCCGAGACCACAGAGGCUGUACCAAGGCACGAACCUGAGGCUGAACAGCCCCCGACAAGGACACCACUCCACCCGGAAGCUCUGGCUCAAUUGGACGACAGUGCCUCCGAUUUUGCUCCCAGCAAGUCAAAGAAGAAAAAGAAGAAGAAGCGACGAGAUCGCCUAGAUGACGAACGAUCCGGGCUGUCUAUUCCGGGCGACGAAGGUACUGAAAUCUCAAGGAUUUCGGUGCCCGGUGACGAGGCUACCGUCUUUAGUGUCGAAGACUGGGAAGACUGGGACAGUUCACCAAGAUCCACGCGAAGGUCUAUAGUGGCUUCAGAACUGUCCACCUCUAGCAGGAGGAGCACCCGGCCGAAGCGCCGGAGCGGCACAGAGAAGGACCUUCGUGAGAUUGACGGCAACGAGCCGCCGCCAUAUUCGAGAGAUGGUCCCACUGAUCAUGAUGACGAAAGAAGGGCGAGAAGCCGGGAGAGCAAAUCUUCACAGUAUAAUGAUAAUAGCGAGAAACCCAUUUCAUCGCGUAAACGCAAAGACUCUUCCGGAAAAAAGUCUGGCUUUCUCUCAGGCAUCUUCAAUAAGUCCGGCGGCAAGGAAACCAUUAAUGAAAAGGGGGACUCUUUUUUUGAGCAAGCCGGCAUCCUUGGCGCGGGUGCCGGCCUAGCGAGCCUUGCUGCAUCUGCAGCAACGGCCUUAACUCGCUCAAAUGCCGCCGAUGUCUCCUCGGACCCGGAGAACAUCUCGCGAGAUCUCCCUGGCUCGAGCCGGGAGGAUGAAGAUGUCUACCCCGUGAUUGCUCCCCGAGCAAUUGCUAUUGAUCCCCAGUAUGGAGAUCUGCUCCCUCUACCACCAAGCGAACCGGGUACUCCCCUAGAUGCCAGUCUUGACAAGCUGCCGGGCCUGCCCGACAGUCGCCCUGGGACACCGGAUGAAGAUCGGGCCCGGAGAUUUGAAAAGACCCAUCGCCGGCAACGAAGCAAUCAAGAAAGCUCCCGCAACAGGUCACACAGCAACACUGCUGUCCCUCUAGCACUGCUCAGGGGUAUCGGGUCUAGCCCUUCCAGCCCAGUUAUGGCCUUCAAGCCUCCCCGUACGCCACCACGGCCAACCUCUUGGGAUAGCACCAAAGAGUUUAUGCCUUUGAUGCUUCUCGAGCAUGCCAGGCGCGGAUCAGCUGACCUGAAAGGCGAAGAGCUACCGCCUCUACCGCCCAGUGAAGUCUCGAGCGAAGCCGAGGGCGGAGCAAUGUCUGACCGGGAAGAGGACCGACUAUCAUCUGCACUACGACUACGUCCUGAAGACUUCCGAAGCCCCAUGCCUCCAAACGACGGGUUCAGCUCUACUGAUCAUCAACUCCGACUCCAGACCGACAUUCCGACAAUGGGCAGAUCUGUAUCCGACGAGGGAUCCGAAGGUUCCACGCCAAAGGCAGACUUGACGUAUGAGCUGCCGGUUCCGCCUACUAACAACACUCUAGGCGAUUACGACGCACCUGCUCCCGUUGAGUCGACCCCUUCGUCAGGCCAAUCAGCCAGGACAGUGGAUGCUCAAGCCAUACCGAGCCCUACAACUCCUACACGGCGCUUCCUCUCUCCCAACAAGGAUGUUCGCCAUCAUGCCGAAGAAUUGACCUCAGCAGACGCCUCCGACGACUUCGAGACCGCACGCACCUCGCCUGCUGAUAUAAACGACGACGAUGAAUUAUUUGAACCGCCGCCCAUUGAGCCAUCGAUGCUUGGCGCUAUUCCUGAAUUUUCAAGACCCGCAAAAUUCUGGGAGGACAAGGUACCGGAACAUUCAGAACCGACAUCUGUGGAUAAGGUGAUUGAGACUUUGCCUAGCAUUGAGAAUGUCCCAAAGGACCAGGCCCAGGCCCGCCAGGGGAGCCCCAGCUAUCUAGACACCUUACUAGAAUCCGCCGAGGAAUCGUCAACAAAGGGUAAGAACAAGUCCCUCUUACCUGAUGCGGAUACCGACUUCGACUUAUCUGCUCAACCUACGGCCGACGAGACAUUAGCUGCAUUUGUUGAGGCUCCGGAAUCAGUUCUUGCCAAGGAGCCUGCUCUAGAUGCCGAUAGGGGAUUCUCAGAUGAAUAUACUUCGAUUAAGGAACGCAAAGCACUGCCAGUGAUGGUUGAAGAUGAGUCGGAGCCGGAGCCUGAACGUCAUACUUCUGGACCUGAACUUGAGUUGGACAAAGAGCCAGUGGCGGUUUUUGAGCCUCUUGAUGAGGUUGUUGAAGCGCCAUACACUGAGACUGUCGACAUUGUACCUGUGUCUGAAGAGCUCCCGUAUGACACCAUUGCCGAAUCAACUCAACACUCCGACUCCGAAGAGGUUGAGGAAAUCGUCAUUGGUACCAUGCCGGUUGCAAAAUCUCGCACCAUCACUGAAGAUGCUACCGAAGUAAAAGCUGAGCCUGUCUUGGAGGAGCCUGAGCCUGUCCAAAGAGAUGCCGGGCAAGAAUACCCAAGGAAGCCUGAGGCAUCUCCAGUUAUUGAAGACUCAGAGGAGUCAGAAGAAGAGGAGGAAACAGAUGAGGAGGAUGACUCUGAAGAUUCUGAAGAGUCGGAAGAAGACUCCGAGGAAGAGGAAGAACACGCUGUUGCAGAUGUUGGAAAGCACGUCGGUGAAGAGGGACACGCGGUUCGCGAUAUGACGGCGUCUGUCGAAACUCUGGGGGCUGUUUCUGUUGUGUCAUCGAGCUCUAAGAAGAGCAAGAAGAAGAAAAAGAAGAAGAAGAAGAAGAGAAAGAGGAAGAAGAAGACCAAGGCGGCGGCGGCAGCAGCUGCAGCCGCAGCCGCACUCGCAGCAACAGAAGCCUCCCAUGACACCCCCAUUCAACAUGCCAAGGAAUCCACUGAGUCUAUCAUUAUGCCAGUCGUGGAACCUAUCACCGAGACACCCUCAGAUGCCACAAGAGCCCUUCCUACGGAGUUUGAUCGAAAUGACUCCGAACCCAUUACACAGCCUGGCCCUGUUGAUGCAGUAGAAGCAGUGGAAGCAGCACCCCUUGAUCUUGCCAAAGAAUCUCCUAUUCAGGAACCAGUAUCCGAGGCCCCAGAGCAGUUCACGCGAGAGAUUGCAGAGGAACCUAUAAUUGAAAAAGCACAAGAAGUCGUUGCAUCUCCCGAGUUCACUCCCCGCGAGGGCUUGGAGCCUGUAUCUGAACCUACACCUCUCGCUGAGACCGAAGAGCCACAGACUAUACCAUCGACUGCUGUCGAGAGUACAAAUAACGACGCAGACGGCUUGGAGGAUGAGCUUUUGAAGUGGGCCAAUACCGAUAGUGAACCGAUUCCACAUUCAGACCACGCCAGGAUUGAUGAGACAGAAACACUCUCACCAGAGCUGAGCGAGAAACAAGAUGGUGAAAAGAGGAGCAUCCAGGUCGAAGAUGAGACCACUGCUGUUGAAGAAAAGCCUGAAACUCUUGCCCCCGUACAGGAAGAGUUUCCCUUACAGGAAGAGGUCUCUGCUCCCGUCAGCGCUGAAUUCGACCCAGUUUCCACUGGUGAGGUUCCUGCCGAUUUACCUGCCAAAGGAGAAGACGAUGACUCUGCUGAUAAAGAUCGAGAGGUAAUGGUGACUGACGAAGUGGAGCCUGCGGUAGAGGAGACGCCUAUUGAAUCUCCUGCUGUAGUUGAAGAGCUUGUCGAUGCAGAUGCCACAGACCCACUAGCUUCAGAUGCUGAUGAACUAGCAUCUGUUCCACGAGAAGAAUCGCCUUCAGCUGACCGCGAAUGGGAGGCCGCUCCUGAAUAUGAAGACACAAUGCUGCCCACAAUCAUGGAAGAGCCUGGCUUUGAAGAGGGUAUUGAGGGUGAAGACGAGUUUGAUCGCGAUGCACCCUUCAGCGACCAACUGUCCCCUAUCCUGGAGGAGUCAUUGGAAGACUUAAUGGAAGAUUCGGCUCCUGAAAAGACGUCUGAUCAAGAAUCCAUCGAAGCAGCACUAGAGACUAUACCAGAGGAAUCAGCCUGGAGCAUUGGUCGAUCUGAGGACCAACCCGAGCAGCAGAUCACCGAGGAGACAAGAUAUCUGGAGCCCGUUGGAGAGGAAUCUGAUGCUACAGCCGUAGUAGAAGACAUCUCUCUCGAACCACAAAUGGAUGAAAACGUACCGCGAUCCAUUGGUGAAAUAGCCGAGACACCAGACAGCAAACCUCUCGACUGGGCUCCUCCUCAGCUACCAUCUUUCGCCUCUGAUAUUUCUGAGCCAUUGUUCACUCAGGGUGAUGCUCCUUCUGAGUACCCUACUCAGCAAUUCCCUGCUAGCUAUGAGCCAACGCAGAUGGACGAGAGUUUUGCAGUCCCCGAGGAGCCUUCUCGAUCACCACCCCCAGUACCUGAUGCUGCGGAUGAAGGAGACUCUAAAGCAAUCGAACCUGAAUACUCUGAAGUCCCGGUAGUCCCUGAGGAACCUUCUCGCACGCCACCCCCGGUACCCGAUGCUGCAGAUGAAGGCGAUUCCAAGGCAGACGAAUUUGAAUCACCGGAAGCUGUCGUAAUACCAGAGGAGCCUUCUCGACCGCCGCCCUCUAUACCUAGUGCUACAGAGGAAGCUGAAUCUUUGGAUGCCGUUGAAUCCCCCGAGGAGCCUUCUCGACCACCACCCCCGGUACCUAAUGCCGCAGAUGAAGGUGACUCCAAGGCAAAUGAAGCAGAACUCUCAGAAGGUCUUGUAGAACCUGAAGUUGAUGUUCCAGCAUUGGAACAUCAGGACAAACUCGAUGAAAACGUGGCAGACUUCACUGAUGCUGCUGAUAUCGCCCCCUCUGUUGAAGAGCGCGAACUGGUUGACGAGCAACUGUCUACCGCAGCCCCCGAUGCUACUGUCCAGGAGCCUGAGCUCAAAGAAGUCAAUCCACCAGUAGAGGGAGACAACGAAGAAAGGCAAGAAAGUUCUGUCUCCCUCGAUCUUGAGCCGACAAAGCAAGAGCAGGAACCUGAGAUGACUCCGGACGAACAAUUGGAGCCGCCCGCUCUUGAAGCUCCAAUUGAGGUCCUACCAGAGACAAGAGAAUUCCCUUCAGCAGAUGAGAGCCAAAGUAUAGAAGAGCAGCAGCCUCUACAGGAGGAACACAAGGCACAAGAUGACACGGCAAUCGAGCAACCCUCUGGUCAGGAUUUGAACCCAGAUGUGACCCCUCAAGAAGACCAAAGCACGCUAGAUUCAACGCUCCCCGAGCCACACGAUGAAGACCAUGAGGCCAAGGAUGUGGAAUCUGUAUCUCAGCAGGAACCUGAGACAAUGCCACUCCAGGAGGCCGAGCGAGAACUGGAUCUAGAACCAAAAGCAGAACAGGAAGCUGCCGAUGAUGGAUUGCAGCCGCCGAUGAACAACACUGAUCUGGAAAACGAGGGUUCUGGAGAAAUUUCUAGGGAGGUUGACUUCGAUACUACUAAGUCGGAUACGCAUUUAGAAACUGGAACUUCAGAGGACGCUCGACCAAUUCACGAAGAGCAGCAUAGGCCGGAGAUGGAGAACAACGACACGGAGAAUCUCGACGCGGAAAAGGGAGAAGAGAAAUCGGAAAAUCCUGAACCAUCUGUAGAACUUGAUUCGACUGGUACUUUAGACCCCUCAGUGGAAAACAGCUUUCCUCAAGAACCUAAUAUGACAUCUGAACUGGAACAACCCACUCUGGAAACUGAAAUAGUUGCACCGUCAACUACGCCACCAAACGCAGAGGAGAAAGUGGAAUCGGAGUAUCCACUUCAAACCGAAGAUUCUGAACAAAUGAAUCUCGCUCAGGAUGAUGCUAUCGCUCCUGUAAGCACGGAGCAUCAAGAUCCUAGCGCAGAGAUUGAACCUGCCACAGAGGCCGAGCUACAGACCGAAGACCCCCUGGCACCGCAAGAGGCUCAGCCACCAACUGAAAAGGAGAUUAACGAGCCUGAAAAUGAACGCCAAGGAUCAGCUGUGGCUGAAGGCCUAGACCAAUUCGAGGCCCCGGCAGAGAUUAUUAAGGAAGACUCGAUCGACACUACGUUACCGGGUUCGGAUACGGUGAAAGAUGCCAAUGAUGCUUCACGCUUGGACAAAGAGACUGCUGUGGUUGAUGAAGCACGCUCUGAUCCUACGGAUGUUGUUGACUCUGGUAUUCCCGAGACGGCUCGGGAUAUCACGCCGGCCGUCGAAGACAAGGAAGCGGCUGGUGACUUUGACGAUUUACAGCCAGAGGUCCCCAGUGCAACGACAGAUGCUCCUGCUGAGGAUGAGCACAAGCUUGAGGAAGCUCAGCUAGAAUUGAAACCCGAAGAGCUUCCGUUGGAGCAAGCCUCUGACGAACACCAGCAAGAACCAAAGUCUGAUGAACCUGAACCAGAGUCAGUAGUCGAGGAGUCUCACAGAGAAUUGGACCCUACCUCUGAAGAGAUUCAGCAAGAGCCAACUAUGGAAGAAAUCCAGCAAGUGCCAGUUGUUGAAGAAGUCCAGCAGGAGCCAGUAUCGGAAAUCCAGGAACCCAGACUGGAAGAGCCCCACCACGACUCAUCUGACGAUGAAAACUCUCCACUGCAAGACGUAGACGAGGCAACGGCCAAGAAGAUUGCCAAGAAGGAGAGGAAGAAGGCUCGAAGACGUGCUCGUGCAGCAGCCGCCGCUGUUGAAGAAGCUGUCGUGGACCCAGUCGCGUGGAAAGAUGACGCUCAAUAUCAAUCUGCUACUGAAGAGAUAUACAACUCUCACCCUCUCGAUUCAGCUGGUACAGCUGAGCAAGAUGGUCUUGUACCCGAUAUCCUAGAAAAGGAGGCCGGUGUUGUUCUGAAGCCUACGGAUCUAGCUCAGCCUGAUGCUCAAGCUCCUGAGCUCGACACAAUUUCGGAAUCUCACGCCUUGGAGUCGACUCAUGACAAAUCGAUUGAGCCUCCUGUCAUUGCAGAAAGCGAUGUACCUGUUGACAAUGUUGCCGCGGAUUCGGAACAAUUGCCACCUGCUGAGGCAAUUAGCCUGCCGACUGAAGAACCGUUGUCUACUGAGCCGGUUGAUCAGCCUGAACCUGAGGCUGCUUUGCCGGCUGAACCUCAAGAGGAAACUUCUAAGCCUACAGAGGAACCCCAAGAGAAACCAUUUGUUCCUGAUUCCCCUGAAGUCCGACAGUCAAGAACCUGGGAAACGGACAAGUCUCGCAAAAACUCAUCCAUGUUCUUAUCCAUUCCCGGAGCAGCAGACUCCUCUGGAAGUGAAGAAGACAGCGACGAUGACGCUUCACUUACCGGCUUCGAGGUGACUGCUACUCCGCGUGGAGAGCAACAUGCCCACAGAGAUCGACACAGAAAGAAGAAAAAGAAGAAAGGAGGCAAGAAACACAAGCGCAAGAAGUCUCGCAGUGGCGGAAGUGAACGCGGAAGUGACCCAUCAUCCUCGCUGCCGAGUCUCCCAACGACUUCUAAUCCCAACCUCACCGGCAGUGUGCCUAAUGUCAGUGACGGCCAACCUUCUAUUUCCGAUGAACAUGUCGACAACGAACAGAAACCAUCUUCCAACGUCGGAGAGAGUGCCACCGCCGAGCCUCCAGCGCCAGUGGCCGGUGGGUCAAGGAACAUUGACGAACUUUUGUCCGAAUUUGCAGAUGAUCCUGAGUUGAUGGACCCUCCGCAGAGCCAGCGCGUUGGAAGCAUCACUGCACCGCUAGAUACUAUCCCUGAAGAUGCUAGCGGAGAAGAUGUAGGAUCUCCACGGCUGAAAGAACCCAUGAGCUUGCCCGACAACAAGGAUCCCGAGAUGUCACGUCCUUCUGAAGAACAUAUCGACCCCGCACCUCAAGAAGAAGAGCCAGAAAACGCAUGGGAUAUGUUUACGGGCAACUGGGGCAAGUCUUCCGGGAAAAGGUCCGAAUCUGACCUUACGAGAAGUUUAGAGCUCGCCCCGGACGAGAGACCACCCCAAGAUCUCUUAGACCGUAAGCAGCCUCAUAUGAUCCAAGAUGCACCCCUGGUUGACGAACCCGCGGAGAUUUCUACACCGCAGCGAAGGAAUAGCCAAACAGACAACACGGCAAGUGAUGAGCCUGCAGGAUCUGAACUGCAGACUGAGAAGCGAGCCUCAUCCUUUUCUGGAACCCAAUCGCCAAAGGGAAAGGACCCGAAAAGCAUGAGGCCGGGCUCAGCAUCUAGCCAAGGAUCUAACCAGUGGCUCGGAUUCCUCUCUGAACGGUUCGGCCCUAAAAAAAAGAAGGAUAGGGACAGAGACAAAGACCCAAUAGGGGAAGAUGACAAAAAAGACCCCAAUGAGGAGUCUUUUUUAGGGAAUCCAGCUCUUCGGAAAAGCGGUGACGAGAGGAGCUGGGAGACAAAAAUCGAAACACUCGAUGACUUCUUGCAAAGGAGUGGCAGCCCUACCACGCCAAAGAAGCGCAAGAGACGUCAAGGACAAUCUGACACACCAACUACACCAAAGCGGACUGAAAGUAUUACGGAGGCUAGAGAUGAUGGGGAUGUUGUUGAAAGGAGAUUUAAGCGUGGAGAAGUUUUUGGAGGACAGUUGGUGGACAGCCCAAUUCUUGAGGCAAUGGAAGUCUUGGGACCUUUUGAGCUGCUGAAGAGGAAUGCCCAAGUGGAGGAUCCGAUCGGUGGGCUUCUUCGGGAGGCAUCGGAAAUAUCGGUGCUUCCCCCAAUGGACAUGAUGUCUGAAAUAUCUGACUACGAUUUAUCUGAUUAUAGGUUGUCGCCACGCGGGUUGCCGUCAGUUGAGGAGCUGCCGGAGGCGGAGGCCGAAGCGACAGCCUCGGAAGUUGGCUAUUACAGAGACAGUAGCUUUUCUGGAAGCCCCCCAAGCCGAUCAAGGAGACACAGCACAAGCACGAUUCCCGUCGAAGACAAUGAGGAGAAACUGCGCGACAGCGGGAUCGAUGCAGACUGGCUAGAAGCUGCCAUGAAACAGCUCAAGACUCCUGAGCCGAUGAACAGGACGCCAGAGCGCCAGCCCCAGAGACGCCUACGACGAUCUACGCUGGGCGGCCAGAAACUACGAGAACCUACGUCGCUACGAGAGGCGGCAAAAGACCCUGAGAAAAAGACAAUACCGGGAACCAGGGAACGAGUGUUGACGGGAACAGGAACACGACCGGAGACUCCCACGGGGAGGUCCAGUCCCACCAGGAAAGGCUACGGGGCCAUCACCGGGAUGGGCUUUGGACGGCUUGCGAACGGAAGGGUGUCGCCAAUGCCCGCGUCUUCGGCUUCGGAACGAUCCGACACUCCUCCAGCGCUGAAACGGUCGGUCACAUCACCAGUUACUUCAGCGCCUCUACGAAGCCUGCGACGAGCCGUCAGCGCGCAAAUUGGGCCGGGACUCCAGCGACCGGAGUCGCCGUCGGUACCGCUGAUGCCAGCGGCGACUGAGCAGCCUCGAAGCGUCUCAGACAGCAAGAUCCCGUCAGCCACAAGACGCCAGACGGGAGAUGAGGCGCGGGCCGACCCCGGUCGAGGUCGCGGCACGCCCAAUAGCGGGCUGGUGCGACAGCGGACCCCUGAACGGCUGAAAUUCUCGCAGCAAGACGGCAGCACAGUGCGGUCAUCGUCGAAUCCAACGCCGCCGCUGCUGAGACGGGCGGAGAGGCGCUUUUCGCUGCGCCAGCCAAACAGCAGCACCAGCUCCAUCGCCCCGAACCCGAUCCCCAGCCCGAUGCCCGCUAGCACCAACCCGAGCCCAAUCCCAACGCCAACACCAUUUUCAACGUCAACUUCAAAGCCAGAGCUGGCGACAGCGCCAAAGCUAACAUCGGAGGCACCCGUUGCCAAUGAAGGCCGCGUGCGCGCAAAGGACAAGCCGGACGUAUACGAUGGUUUCGGCGAGGGCCGCAUCGGCUCGCCCUUAUCACCAACAAGGCCUCACAGUAUGCGUCGGCGUCAGAGCAUGCAAGUCCUCGAGCUCGAGGCCCGAGUCGAGCAGCUCAUAGCCGAGAACCGCUUGCUCUCCGAUGCUCGCCAUAGCACCGACCAGCAUCUGAGCCAUCGUGUCGUCACCGCUCUUUCCGACCGGGACACCCAGAUCGAGAGUCUCAAGCAGACGCUCAAGUUCCUACGAGGCGAGGUCUCUCGCCUGACCGAGGUCAAUGAUGGCCUCUCAAGCGCCAACGCCGAGCUGGCCAACAAGGACAACAGCCGCUACGCAGACCUGCAGGUCCACGCCGACCGGGGCGAGAACCAGGAUGCCCUCAUGCAGGCUCUGCGCGACAAGGACGCUCAGAUUGCAAGCUUGACGGCCAAGCUAGACGCCGCCAAGGAAAAGAUCCGUGAGCUGCAGCGCCAAAUUCUCGAGUCCAAGGCUGCCGACGUGCAGUUCCUCAACAUCAAGGAUGAGGACUACUUUGACCACCGUUGUCAACAGCUCUGCUCCCAUGUCCAGCAGUGGGUUCUGCGCUUUUCCAAAUUCUCCGACAUGCGGGCCUGCCGCCUGACAAGCGAGAUCAACGAUGAGAAGAUCAUCGACCGCCUUGACAACGCCGUCCUGGAUGGCUCUGACGUCGACAGAUACCUCAACGACAGAGUCAGGCGGCGGGACAUUUUCAUGUCCAUGACCAUGAACAUGAUUUGGGAGUUCGUCUUCACUCGCUACCUCUUUGGAAUGGACCGCGAGCAGCGACAGAAGCUCAAAUCGCUGGAAAAGCUGCUGACAGAAGUCGGCCCACCACAAGCCGUACGCCAAUGGCGUGCCGUUACCCUUACGUUGCUCUCCAAGCGUGACUCAUUCAAGAGGCAACGAGACCUGGACACGGAAGCCGUGGUCCAGGCCAUUUACCAGACCCUAUGCAAGGUCCUCCCGCCGCCUUCUAAUCUGGAGGCUCAGAUCCAAGCCCAGCUACGCAGGGUCAUGCACGAGGCCGUCCAUCUCUCCAUUGAGAUGCGCACGCAAAAGGCCGAGUACAUGAUGCUGCCGCCUCUGCAACCAGAGUAUGACGCAGACGGCGAGCUUGUACAGACUGUCCAAUUCAAUGCGUCCAUGAUGAAUGAGCGGAGUCCGUCCUCGCUGAAGCUGACCAACGAAGAGCUCGAGGCUCGAGGCGCCAUUGUGCGCGUUGUCCUCUUCCCUCUCGUCGUCAAGAAGGGAGACGACGAUGGCUCCAACGACGAGGAGAUUGUUGUCCAUCCCGCCCAGGUGCUCAUUGCUCGCAGCAAACUCACGCGCCAACCCACGCCAUCUGACGGGGGGAGGGUUUCUGUGGGCACUGGUCGUCUGAGCGGCGGUACCAAUUCUCCCAGUACCAGAACGUCGGAUGUCAUCUAA